CAUACAUAUAGAAUGCACACUUAAAUAAAAUCAAACCUUCCAUAAAUUUAAAAAAAAGAAUAAUAAUUAAUUCGUAGUAUGAAAAAACUUCACCCAGUAAUCCAAAAAGCCUAAAAAAUCACCAAUACCCAAAACAUAGUAAACAUGCGAUUAUCAUCAUAUUCAUUUAACAGCACAACUUCAACUACUAUAUCUACAAAUAAUGAAUUACAAUAAUAAAAUCAAUAAGAAAAUAUUCAAUUAAAAAAUCCCUUGAGAAAAAACAGCAAUAUUUAAAAAAACUAAGAAAUAAUUUUCCAAAAACUCAAAGACGAAAAGCUUGAUGCAGAAAAAGCACUUUUAAAUUUUAAUUUAUCAUUCGAAAACAGCGACGAUGAUGAAAAUAUAGAGUAAAAAAUAUAAAAAAGUCCAUAAAAAGAUAAAAAAAAUGAAUUAUUAUAAAAAUAAUAAACACUAGAAAUUCUAGAUUAGUAAUAAAUAAUUAAUCAAACUGGAAAUAAUGACUUGUAAGAAAUCAAUAUACUAGUGUUAAGAGAAAAAAAUCUCCUUUUUUUUAAAAAUACUGAAAAAUUAGAUCUUAGUUUAUUAAAUAAUCUUGAAUAUUUAUCUCUAACUCAUAAUUAUAUAUCAAAUAUUGAAGGAAUUUCUUCAAUACCAAAUAUAAAUUUAUUAGAAAUAAACUUAGAAUAUAACAAUAUUAUUGAUAUUUCUCCUAUAUAUCAUCACAUCUAAUUAAAAAAGCUUUAUCUUUCCUAAAAUUAAAUAUAAUCAAUAAAAGGUCUUUAUGUUUUAAAAAAUUUACAAACAUUAACACUUUCGAAUAAUAAAAUAAAAGAUUUGAAUGAAACAUUAAAUGAAUUGGCUCUUCUUCCUAACUUAAAAGAACUCGAAUUAGAUUAAAAUCCUUUAAGUAAACGUUUUAAUUAUAAAUAUGAUAUACUAUGGACAUUAAUAUUAGAAAAAAUUGACGGAGAAACCAUUACAUAAGUUGAUUUUGAUCUUUCUUCAGCUUUUAGAAAAGAAAAAAUAGCCACAUAUUUAUAAAUAUCUAAUCUAAAUGGUUCCUAAAUGCCCCAAUAAUACAUAAAUAAUAUAAAAAGACCCUAAACAGCUUCAUAUAAGGAUAGAUUUGCGAAAAAAAUAGGAGAUUUAGUCCAUUAAUCUGACCUAUUGUUAUCUAUUCCAGAGGACAAAUAUUAAGAAAUAGAAAACGAUAUUGAGAACGAAAAAAACACUCUUCUUUAUUUAGAAGAAGUACUGGAAGCAAUAAUUUACGAAAAUUUAAAUUUAAAAAAAGACUUUGAAAAUAUAAAAGAAGAAAACGAAGAUAUAUAAAAAGAACUUUUAAACAUAAAAAAAAUAAAAGAAGAAAAUGAAAAUUUAAAUAAUAAAUUAAAUAAAUAUCUACUUUUAAUGGAAAAAGAUAAUAAAUAAGCAAAUUUCAUUAAAUAAAUUUUCCUUUUAAAUCUCGAAAUUUAUGAAUAAGAGGAAAAAAUAUAAAAAAAUCCAAUAUAAAAUACUUCUUUUUCAGAUUUAGAUGAAAAUAAUACUAAAAAUGAUAAUAUUUGUCUUGAUAUAGGAUUCGAAAGUGAUGAUUUAGACGAAGAAACAAAAGAAUUGAAAAAAAUUUUAGAUUAAAAUUCCGAAAAUAUAAAUUAAAUAAAAAAAUAAUUAAUUAAAAAUGAAAAUGAAAAAGAUAAUAUUUUAUGA
Ichthyophthirius multifiliis is the source of this 1710-nucleotide messenger RNA. Its product is annotated as leucine rich repeat protein. Lineage: Eukaryota; Ciliophora; Oligohymenophorea; Hymenostomatida. The transcript is spliced from 2 exons. Gene Ontology annotation, molecular function: protein binding. The record is from RefSeq and is a predicted model, not a curated record.